AUGCUGAUGAACCAUCUUUUGAAUCCUAUAGAGCAGACACCCACAUACAAACGAAUGACGCAAGAGUUUGAUUUCACCAACCACUCCCACCACCGCUUCAACCCUUUGACGAACCUGUACAUCUUGUGCUCGCCUCAUCGGGCAAAGCGACCCUGGCAAGGGGCUCGUGAGGAGAUUAAAAAGGAUAAAAUGCCUGAAUAUGAUCCAAAAUGCUACCUUUGUCCGGGAAACAUUCGAGCCACCGGAGAUUCCAAUCCAAAGUAUACUGAGACAUACAUUUUCGAUAAUGACUAUCCAGCAGUGAAAUUGGAUCAACCGAAAUAUACCGAAAAGUGGGAAGAAGGGUCACUUGAGCAGCGUCUCUUGAAAACUGAAGGCGUCAAAGGCAAAUGCUUUGUCAUUUGUUUUUCUCCCAAACAUAAUUUGUCAUUACCACAAAUGUCAAAGGACCAAUUAGUGAAAGUUGUUGACACUUGGCAAGAGUUAUACCGUAAGUGUGAUGAGGAUAGAGCUGCUGGCCGUGCACCUUACAAAUACUUGCAAAUUUUCGAGAAUAAAGGUUUCGCUAUGGGUUGCUCUAAUCCUCAUCCCCAUGGUCAAGCUUGGUGUUUGGAUAUCAUCCCACUGGAAGUGAAGGAAGAAUUGCUGAAUAUGAAUGCAUACCACAAGACCCAUGGUUCGCAUUUGUUGGGAGAUUACGUUCAAUUGGAAUUGAAGCAUCGUCAACGGGUGGUUUGUGAAAAUGAAUCCUUUUUAGUUGUUGUCCCCUAUUGGGCAUUGUGGCCAUUUGAAACCCUCUUGGUCUCAAAGGAACAUCUUCGCUCCACGGAAGACUUUACUGAGAGUCACAAAGCCGACUUGGCUUCAAUCUUGAAAACUUUGACUACAAAGUACGACAAUCUUUUCAACACGUCAUUCCCAUACUCUAUGGGCAUUCACCAGGCACCAUAUGACGAUGAGCAAGCCGAUUGUGCUUGGUUCCACAUUCAUUUCUACCCACCUCUUCUUCGUUCUGCCACGGUGAAGAAGUUCUGCGUGGGUUUUGAGAUGUUGGGUGAGCCACAAAGAGACUUAACGUCAGAACAAGCCGCUGCUAGAUUACAGGAAUUGGACGGUAACGUUCAUUAUAUGGAAAAGUGA
Messenger RNA from Diutina rugosa, 1140 nucleotides. It is a transcript of the gene GAL7, whose product is annotated as UDP-glucose:hexose-1-phosphate uridylyltransferase. Gene Ontology annotation, molecular function: UDP-glucose:hexose-1-phosphate uridylyltransferase activity; zinc ion binding. NCBI's taxonomy places the organism in Eukaryota, Fungi, Ascomycota, Pichiomycetes, Serinales, Debaryomycetaceae. The record is from RefSeq and is a predicted model, not a curated record. Bases 1 to 1140 code for a protein of 379 amino acids. Gene Ontology annotation, cellular component: cytoplasm. The transcript has a single exon. Gene Ontology annotation, biological process: beta-D-galactose catabolic process via UDP-galactose, Leloir pathway.